Messenger RNA from Naegleria lovaniensis, 1701 nucleotides. RefSeq lists its product as uncharacterized. NCBI's taxonomy places the organism in Eukaryota, Heterolobosea, Eutetramitea, Acrasida, Naegleriidae. The transcript has a single exon. The coding region runs from base 1 to 1701 and encodes 566 amino acids. The record is from RefSeq and is a predicted model, not a curated record.
AUGAACAACAACAACUACAAUCAGACCAACAACAACAAUGGUACCUCUCUUCCUCCUUGUCCUGAUUGGGUUUUAGCUUUGCCUCAGGUUCCUCAUGUCGCAAACGUCACAUCGACUUGUCCAGACGUAAUAUCAGUGCCUAUUCUACCGGCUCUCUUUCUGUGUUUUUACCUCGUUAUUCUGGUUCUGAGUAUUUUGGGUCUUGCUUGGAAGCGAAAGAAUGGUUUUAUUGUGUUUAGAACCAUGUCGGGUAUGGUUGUCACUAUUAUCUUUAGCGUUUGUAUUGAGUUGUUGUUGGCUUUCCGAUACAUUCUAGGAAGAGAGUUAUAUCCGUGUUUAUUACUGAGUAUCAUUUUCUUUACCAUGCCCACUUGUGUCGCGAUGCCAUCCAUUCUUCGUUCGUUGAGGCUCUAUGUUCAAUAUAAGGUCAACUUGUAUAAGGCGAAUCGGUUUCAGGAAUUACCAGCUAUGGAUGAUCUAACAGAUUGCCCUUCUCCAGUCGCUUCUGAGUUACCUGGAUACAACAAUUCUCAUUCAAACAAGGUCUCUUCUGUUUCAUCACCCAGCAAUACUCCAAGAAAUAUAGAUCCAACAUCUCCAACAACGCCCAAAUUUCAUGAUACAGAGUUCGAGAAGGAAUCCAUACCCUCCUCACCCAGCUCAGUCAUCAAUUUCCCUUCAGUAGGAACAUCCACUCAGGGCUAUCCACUCGAAAUCAACAGCAACGUGAGAGAUUAUUUUUCCAAUUACAAACUUCAUACUGUUUCCGAGAAACUCUUCUUCAAAGCACAUUCUCUAUUGUCGAGUCAUCUCUUUCUCAUUUCAUUAUUGUUUGGAUUAUUUUCCUUUCAUAUCGUUCAGUGGUUUGUGGUUGCAGUGAUUGAGGAUGCGUUCUAUGCAGACAGGCGAUUUUUAAUGGUUGAUCGGAGCAUGCUUUCUCUGAGAGGUUGCUAUGGAACCACUGUUCCUGCAAUCAUUUCGGUACUGAUAUAUGUUGGCUAUUUAAUGGUUGAAAUUGUAUGCACCGUAUUGUUGUUUCGAACCGAUAGAGACACAUGGUUCAUUAGAGGAGAAACCAUACUCUUGCUAGCAAGUCAAUUGUUUUUCAUUGGUAUUUAUGUCAUAAUUACCUUAAUACCGUUCAUGAAGAAUGUUAUGGAGCAUGUCAUUCCCCAAGGCUUAGUCAUUAUGGCAUUGGCUUCCGUAGAGUUAUUUGUCUCUAUAUUUUGUCCUGUGAUGUAUGCUAUCAUGAAGGAUUCCAAAUCAACCAUGAACCUGUAUGAAUCUGAGCUUGAAAUGAUUCUCAAUAAUAAGGAAACCUUUGAAUUGUUAUUAGAUUUUGCUCGAAGAAGCUUUUGUACGGAAGGAAUUUUAGUUUAUAAGGAAAUCGAACAGUACAAAAAGUCAAGAAACAAAAAACGAAAGAAGAAGGCCCUCGAUAUUGUGCAUUGUUACAUUACGGAAGGAAGUCCCUAUCAAUUGAAUGUACCUAACAUUGACAUCAUGAGGGAGGAAAUUCUUUUUAAAAUUCACACCUUGGAAAGAGAUAAUUUACCUCCUUCAUUGUUUGAUUCAUUACAAGUGAUGGCCAUGGUCGAUCUGUUGGAUGUUUAUACGAGAUUGAAACGAUCCAAUGCUCGAGUACGUCAAAUCGUAGAAGAAUGGAAGUUAGCAACCUCCAAUCAACCUCCCCUUAACUAA